Cavia porcellus (domestic guinea pig) is the source of this 2939-nucleotide messenger RNA. It is a transcript of the gene Pgbd2, whose product is annotated as piggyBac transposable element derived 2. Gene Ontology annotation, molecular function: sequence-specific DNA binding. The record is from RefSeq and is a predicted model, not a curated record. Lineage: Eukaryota; Metazoa; Chordata; Mammalia; Rodentia; Caviidae.
GGUCUCUGCAUCUCCCUGGCAACCCAGGAUGGGGGCGUGGCCUUGAGGGGGCGUGGCAAGAAAGGCGGGCUCAGACGCAGAUAGUUUUCUCUUGAUGAAGGCUGCGAGGCCGCUACACCUCAGGCCAGCGUAUUGUCCCAGCUCGGCGCAGCCGCUGGUGGCAUCUGGCGCAUCCCCGCUGGGUUAAGGUUCAGCCUGCUCUGGUAUGCGUUAGCCAGCUUGUGCCGCAAGGAAGCCCCCGACAGGCACCGGGACUUGAAGUUGCGUUUUUGCAACGGCGCCCAAGGCCUUCACCCUCAGUGAGGCACGCGGACAGCCGCACGUCCGUCGCGCAAGGCGAGCUAUCACAGACGCGGCUCCCAACAGAAGUGUGCAUUCAUUCAGUGAUGCUCCAGUGGUGACAAUGUCCAGUGGAGAGCCGUCCGUGGGCGCAUACUCUUCCUGAGCUCUGAGUAAAGGCAGCCUCCUCAUCCCGGCUCAGCAUGGCCACCAUGUCAAGACAGAGACUCCGUGGUCACCUGGGGCCCUCUUGUGUGCCUGGCAGCUCGAGGGCAGGCACGCUCCCUUCUUCAACCUGCCCACGAGCCUCUCCUUGCCGCCCAGCCCUGUACCCCGCUGGUCAGGAGCAGUGUCCCCUCGGGUCCGUGGCCUAUGUGCGCAGGGAGAGCCAGCGAGUCUCCUGCUCUGGAGCCAGAGGUGUCCCUCCGGGGGCCGCUGCCCCCCCCCCCAAGGCCGAGGCCCCCAAGCUGCUGGAGGUUCUGAGUGCCCUGGAGAGGAGCAAGUCAGGCCACAGCAGGGAGGAGAUAUUUAUCGUGGCCCCCCGACAAUGCGGCGGGAGACUUCACUGACGAGGAUUCCGGAGACAAGACGGCCAGCGCGGCCCCCAGCUGCCGGCAGCGUGCUGCACGCCUUGGUCGUGUCCGAGGACAACUCCUGCCGCGAGGACAGAGAGGAGCCGUGCUGCAGUCGACCCGGAGAGGCAGCAAGGCGGGGGCGGAGGCUCAGCACGUCUGGACCAAGAGAGACAUCCAGCCGGACUUAGGUAGCUGGACGGCAUCAGACCCUCACAUGGAGGACCUCAAGAGCCGAGCCCCGUGGGCCUCUUUGAAUUGUUCUUUGAUGAAGGCGCCAUCAGCUUUAUUGUGAAGGAACCAAUCGCUACGCAGAAGGGCGUCUGCCUGGGGCUCGCUGCCCAGGAGCUGAAGUGCGCGCUGGGCGUCCUGAUCCUGAGCGGCUAUGUCUCUUACCCCUGCCGCAAGAUGUCCUGGGAGACAUCUCCCGACUCCCACCAUCGUCUCGUGGCCGGUGCCAUCAGGAGGGACAGAUUCGAUCUCAUCCUCUUCUCGUACCUGCACUUCGCGGACAACAGCGAGCUGGAUGGGAGUGACCGGUUCGCCAAGGUCCACCUGCUUAUCGAGCGGAUGAACUGUAGCUUCCAGAGACACACGCCGCUGGAGGAGUGCUACAGCUUCGGCCAGUCGGCCUGCGAGUACUUUGGGCCGCAGGGCAGCCGGCAGCUACCCUCGAUGCGGCUGGGCUGCAGGGUCUGGUGCGGGAUCACCAGCGGCGGCUACCUGGUGUGGUUCGAGCCCUCGCAGGGCACACUGUUCAGCUGGCCGGACGGUGCCCUGGACCUGGGCGGCAGCAUGGUGGUCUGGUUUGUGGACGGUCUGCAGGGCCGCAGCUGCCCCUACCACAUCUUUUUCGACAAGGUUUUCGCGAGUGUCAGGCUGCUGUCCAUUUUGAGGAAAAGGGGCAUUAAGGCUGUGGACAGGACGGAUCGGUGUCCCCUCAAAGGUCCCUGGGAGCUGAGGAGGAUGAAGAGGGGCACCUUCGACUACAAAGUGGACAAGCACGAGGAGAUCAUCCUGUGCCACUGGUGCGACAGCGGCGUAUUCAGCCUCUGCUCCAACGCCGUGGGCAUCAAGCCCGUGAAGCCAGCCGGGCGGCACUCAGGCGCGGCCGGGGUGCAGCCGCAGGUGCCCCAGCCCUGGCUGGUAAGGCUUCAUCGGGACAAGGCGGGCGGCGUGAGCCGGCUGGACCAGAACAUGGCUAGGUACAGGGUGAAGAUCCGCGGCCUGAAGUGGUACUCAAGCUUCCUGGGCUACAUCAUGGACGCCGCCCUCAACAACACGUGGCAGCUGCACUGGCUGUGCUGUCUGGACGCGCAGGUGGACUUGCUGGCCUUCCGCAGGUACGUGGUGGUGUACCUGGAGAGCAAUGCGGACCCUACCUCGCAGGGCCGACGCGGCCGACGGCUGGAGACCGAGAGCCGCUUCAACAGGAUCGGGCCCUGGAUCAUGCACCAGAGCAAGAGGACCCGCUGCCCCAUGCACUCGCAGACCGACACGCGGUGUGAGAAGUGCCAGCAGGGCGUGCGCGCCAAGUGCUUCCAAGAGUACCACACCCGCUGAGCGGGAGGGCCACCACAUCCCAUGCCGGGUGGAGGGCGAACCCUGCCGCCUGCCCUGGCGUUCAGUCCCCACCCCCACGGUCAUCCUGGGUUUGCACGGACGUUGUCGCGCCUCCCCGUGGCCUAAGUUAGUAUUUACAUUUGGGUGCUGAAGUGUUUACAGGUCUGUGUUUUAUCCUGUUAUUUAUUUAAACUUAUUCAAAUAAAAUUUUGCGUUGGGGUAGAUUUGAGUUCUAGUAGGGAUGAUCGAAGAAGAACUUAGAUAACCAGUAAAAGAAUUUUACUAGUAUGUGCCAUGAUCUGAGGUGUAGGUGGUCGUGUACUAAAUAUCACAGUGAGACAGUGAAGGAUUCCUUGGAGAGGUCUGGCUCACGUAGUCUAGGGCUAUCAGAUUCUCCGUAUAUACACAGCCUGUCCUGUAUUUGUUCCGAAAGCUAGAGCGGCAGAGUUAUAUUUUUUGGUAAAAAUAUUUUCUUAUUUAAAUGUAUUCAUGUGGAAUCUAUAAUAAAUAUGAGAUGGUAGGGAA